Molecule: messenger RNA, 3306 nt
Organism: Bombus pascuorum
Lineage: Eukaryota; Metazoa; Arthropoda; Insecta; Hymenoptera; Apidae
Product: ribitol 5-phosphate transferase FKRP
Exons: 3
Coding region: 180-1685 (501 amino acids)
Biological process (GO): protein O-linked glycosylation via mannose
Cellular component (GO): Golgi apparatus
Source: RefSeq, a predicted model, not a curated record
GUCAUAUUCUUGUAUUGCAUCUGGAAAAUAAUAUAUUGGCAGUGCUGAGUAGAAGUGAAUUGAAACAUGCAGAGGUACUGUGAUUUGUCAAACAUUUAAACGUAAUUUGGAGGUGUUAUAAUAUAAGGAUGAAGUAAAAAAAUUUGAUCUACGAUGAUAUCACAAAAUAUGUGAUAAUUAUGCGUUUUAAGUUUAUAAGAACGUUAUUAGUGCUUGCACUACUAGCUAAUAUCAUUGUGUGGCACAGAAUAUGGAGGUUAUUUUCAACGCAAAACACUUUGCGGUUGUUGACACCAACUACCGUAACACCUGAUCCUCCGCAAAAACUUCAUCGGCGAUUAGCUCGAUUAGUAACUGUGGUUAUACGACAAUUUGAAACCUUUGAAAAUGAUGUAACUUCCACUGUAGAGUCUGUGUUAAGUCUUUUUCCUACUAUACCAAUUUUAAUAGUAAGCAAUGAAUUACCAUAUCCUCCACUGGAAUUGGACUUCGCAAAUGAAAGCAUGCAAAAUGUUAAACUAAUAAACUUGCAACCGGAAUUUAAUAGAUCUUACGAUGAAAGAAAUCCACUAUUUUAUAUACGUACAAAGUACGUUUUAUUUUUACCUGAUGGUAGUAGGCUUCCUACCAAGCAAAUCAUGGAAGAGACUGUAUCACAAACUACAAAAUUAGGUGCUGUAGGUGUACCAGUAGGAAGUAUAACUUUAAAUUGUGUCAAUAUAGAUUUAAAAGUAAAAGAAUGGAGUCUGAAGUUCUCAUACACAACGGGCACUGAAUGUGAUGGAAUAAAUGGAAAACAUGCUACAAUGCUUGAGACAAAAUUAUUACGAAAAUUAACUGAUCCUUUCUUAUUACCUUUUAUGGAUGCAUUAUAUAUUCAAACAACUGCAUUAGGUGUAAAGAUUCAUAUGUUGUCAGAUUAUCAUUUCAACGAAGGAAAAUCAUCGUAUAAAGGUACACAAUUCUUAUGGAAGGUACAACAGCUACAUAAAGAUCAUGAACGAUCUAUGUUUGAAAAAUUGGGAAUUAAGAAGGUUACAAGAGCUUCCAAUUCUAUAGAAUGGUAUGGCUGUUCUAGAGAAAGUAGUAGAUGUUUUGGACCAGUCAUAAAUGGUAUUCCAUCUUAUCUUUAUCAAAAUCGGUUUACUCCACCUUGCUGCAUCUCAGGAUUGAGAAAAGUUGCUCAUCAUGUGUUUGAUAAAUUAGAAGAAGUUGGUAUCAGAUAUUGGUUAGAAAGUGGAUCUUUACUUGGUGCUAUGAGAAAUGGUGAUAUUUUACCAUGGGAUCAUGAAGUACAAAUAGGAGUAAAUCGUGAUGAUCUUGAGAGAUCAUCAUGGUUAAUUAAAGCCAUGGAUAAACCUGUUGUUGACAAUCAUGGUUUUGUCUGGAAGAAGGCAACAGAAGGUGAAUUUUUUAAAGUACAGUAUUCGAAGGUAAACCAUUUAACUGUAAACAUACUUCCAUUUUAUGCAAAAAAUGGGUCUAUGCUUAGAGAUGCGUGGUUUUUAAACAAUAAAGAUUUUCCAGAGCAAUUUCUUCAUCCAAUGUCAAGUAUUGAAUUUGCUGGCAGACAAGUGCCAUGCCCAAAUAAUAUUAGGGAUCUUUUAGAAUUAAAAUAUUUCAGGGGUGUGAUAGAAAAUCCAGAACUCCCUGGUAAAAUUUCUUUUCAAGAGUUUCUUCAUUAAAAGUUAAUCUUGUAGUAAGUCAUAUAUGAAAUUGGGAAAGAAAUUUUUCCAAAAUACAUAAUUUAAAUUACCUAAUCUAUAAUUAUCUCAUCUACAAAUAUAUUUAGGCUUUACAAUCUUUUUCCAUAAUUUUAAUCAUCCGAAUUAGUAUAUCUUAUGAAAAAAUUGUAUUGGGAAUACAUUAUAGCAUUUUCGAAUGAGAAAUAUUAUUUUCCGAUAUUUUAUAAGGUUACGCGAUUGUAUGCUAGAAUAAGAAUUAUUACUAAUUUGGCUAGAGAUUUAGUAUGAGAACAAAGGGAAGGUUCUAUAAAAUGUCCUUAAAAAUGUAGAUGUUAUAUAUUUUCUAACAUUUAUAAUAAAUAUAUAGGUACUUAAAUUUUAAUUGUAUUUAAAUAAUUGUGUAUUGGAGAUAAAAAAUUUUCUUUUUUUGUUUCAUUAAUAAUGAAUUGUCAUGAUAUCAAGUUCCUAAGAAAGAUUCAGAUUGUUUUAAAUGUAAUAUAGUAAUGAAACUUGUUGGUUAGAUAAUUAUAAAAUAUGUUUUUUUUUUUGUAAAAGGAAUAUAUUUUAUAAAUUGAUAUUAUGAUUUUAAUUUCUUACAUAUGCAUUGUCAGUAUUAAUUAUAGUAUUAAAUGUUUCAUUUUGAUUUCGUUUUAUACAACAAAUAGAUGUGCCAAAGAUAUAAAAAUUAUUUAUUUUAAUGAAUAAUAUACUUUUUAUAUUUUUAAUAUGUAUUUAUAAUUAAUAUUUUUGUAUGUUAUUUAGUAUUUUUAUAUAUUAUUUUAAAAUUAUUUCUAUUUAAUAUUAUAUGUUCUUAAAUUGUUUAUAUAUGAAUAGUAAUAUUUUUUCAUAUACAUCAUUUUUCUUUCGAAAAAAUAAUUUGUUUAAUAACAUUUAAUUUGAUAUAACAAUUUAUAUACAAAUAUUUCUUUGAUAUUAAAAAGGUAAUUAAAGAUAACAGACACUGUGAUAGCCAGUGCUUAAUACAUUUGAAAUAUCAGAAAAUAAAAUUUGUGUAAUAAUAAUGCUUGUAUUAAGUUUACAGGAAAUUGUGCAUACUGUUGAAUUAAAACUUACUGAAUUAAAUCAUUUUUUAAAACCAUUAAUCAAAUUUUUCUUUAUAAGGGUAUUACAAUUUCACUUGGACCAUGUUUUCUUAUAAUAUUAGUUAUUAUUAAAUAUGUAACUCGAUAUUUACAUUGAUAUUUUCUUAAUUAUUAUCCUCUUUUAAUACAUAUUAAAUUUAAUAUACAAAUUUAGGUAAUAGCAAAUAUUAUUAUAUGUAUACAAUUAAUGUAAACUAUUUCUGAAAUCACUAACUUAUUCUUUAAAAGUAUUUAAAGAUAAAAGUAUUUAAAGACUUAUUAUGAAACUGUGUGGUACUGUUAUAUAUGGAAUUGCAAAAACUUUAAUAAUUCUGUUUACAAAGGAAUGUAUUAAAGUAGUUUCAUAAUCGUUAAUAAUUGCUUCUAGUCUAGAAGAGAUGUUAUAGUAAUUAUAUAGAUAAGUUUAAAUUUGUAAAUCAUUCUAAAUUUAGUGCCAAUUUCUUCAUAUAAAGACAUAGAUAUUAAUAUGUAUUUUCUGUUAUAGCAAAUGUUAAUAAAGUGUUGAUGUUUACAAAAAA